Messenger RNA from Apis florea (little honeybee), 1472 nucleotides. RefSeq names its product corepressor of RBPJ and splicing regulator. Gene Ontology annotation, molecular function: transcription corepressor activity. Gene Ontology annotation, cellular component: nucleus. Gene Ontology annotation, biological process: negative regulation of DNA-templated transcription. Lineage: Eukaryota; Metazoa; Arthropoda; Insecta; Hymenoptera; Apidae. The record is from RefSeq and is a predicted model, not a curated record.
ACAUGGUGUGUCUCUGCUUAAUUUAACAAUAGUAAUGGCGACAUCAUUCUUCUCCUAUGAAAAUUUGUUGCUACUUUUUGUAGAGGGAGUAGUAUACCGUGCUCGUCUGACAACACUGUUUGAUAUUAGUAAAAGUUACAUGAUCGAAUUAUUAUAUUGUGUAUAUUUAUUUCAUUAUUGAUUUAUUAUAAAUAUUAAUGUUAAUUAAUUGAAUAUUAAAACGUAUUUAUUUAAUUAUAUAAAAUGGGAAAGGGAUUUAAUAAUUACAUGUGCAAAAAAUUUUUUCAUCCAGCAUCUCGAGACAAUUUAAAACGAGUAUGGAUGGCUGAACAACAAGCAGAGGCUUAUAAGAAAAAACAAGAGGAAUUACGUGUUCAAUAUGAAAAAGAACAAGAUCUUCAUAAUAAUAAAGCUUUAUUGAGUAAAGAAAGUAAGGACAAACUUAGUGUAAAUUUUAUGUAUGAACCACCACCUGGAGCAAAAAAAGAAAGAGAAAAAGAAGACAAUGAACCAGAAUAUAAAUUUGAAUGGCAACGCAAGUAUAAUGCACCAAGAGAAAGUUAUUGUAAAGGAGAUAGUGAAAUAAGAGAUCAACCAUUUGGUAUUCAAGUACGUAAUGUCCGUUGUAUCAAAUGUCAUAAAUGGGGACAUAUAAAUACAGAUAAAGAAUGUCCUCUGUAUAGUCAGGCAAUGAGUGUAGUAAUGGCAAAUAAUUCACCAGCUACAUCUACUCCAGAUGCUUUAACAUUAGUUCAACAAAUGAGAGAAGAUGGAUUAGCACUUAAAAAAUCAGCUCUUAGUGCUCAACAACAUCUACGAGUUCCUGAGCAUGAACAUCUUAUGGUUUCAGAUGAUGAAGAACAAUCUGAAAUUACAUUCCUAAAAACACUUUCUAAAAAGCAAAAAAAGAAAUUAUUAAUGAAAUUACAACAACUUGAAAAAAGGACUAAAAAAGCAGAAAAAAGAAAAUUGAAAAAACAAUAUAAACAUAAAAAAAAUAAAAGUGAUAUAGAUAGCGAUAGUGACAAUUCCAUCAGCAGCGAUGCUAGUAGUAGUAGUAGUAGUAGUAAUAGUAGUAGUAGUACUAGUAGUAGUAAUAGUAGUAGUACUAGUAAUAGUACUAGUAAUAGUAAUAGUAGUAUUCAAAGUACUAAUACCAGUAGUAGCAUCACAAAUAGCUAUGAUACAAAAUUUAGAAAGGAAAAAAAAGAAAAAAGAAAUUCUAUUUCAAAUGGAGAUUCUAAGAAUUAUCAAGAAAAGAAGGAAAAAAAUAAAACAGAUAGGAAAAAAAGAAAUAGAUUUAAACAUGAAAAAAAAUCCAAGCAUAAAAAAUCUCAUGAAUAUGAUAUGAAAGAAAAUAAACAUAAAGAAUUUAAUAAUCACAGAAAAAGAGAACUUGAAAAAUUUACUGGGAAAAGAACUAAUGAAAAUCAAAAUAAGAAGAAAAUAAAACGAUAUUAAAAUAUCUUUUC